CCAAGCCAGGAGAAUUUGCCCGGACGUAACCCAGAUACCCAGUUCCUUCGCUUACUGAACAUCUUCCCCACUAAUUUACUCAUUUUCUGUUUUUAUUCAAAAUUUUCUUUUUAUUUUUUUUCAGAGCAAAAAAAUGUAUGUUGCAGCCACAAAACAAUAUCAACAACAACCACCUCAACCCUUUAUUAACGGGGAAAGGAAAAGGAGCAAAAAAGAGCGUCCAAAACCUUCAGGCUCUUCUCUAGUCACAAAUACAGAAAAUUUACAACUUUUCCAAGUUUUGGGAAGAGACCGUAUUUCUACUAUGGCUGGGGUUGCUCAAUUGUUAGAUGUCCAUCCAAACUGCCCAAAUGUUUGGAGGAAAGUUAAUGUUGGUUUGGCAGUCUUGACAAAGGAUUAUGCUAAAAAACAUUACUCAAUGUGCCUAUAUGACAUUAUGAAUCAAAAAAUUGUUUGGGAUCAAGUUUUAUACAAAAACUUUGAAGCACAAUUUCAUGAGAAAUGUCCACGGUUUAUUACAUUCGAAGGCGAUACUUGUCCUUAUGCAUUAAAUUUUUGCGAUUCUGAAGAGGCGGAAAAGUUUAAACAUAUGUUAACAUUAACUAUAAGACGAACUAACAAUCCUAGGAAUGAUUCAGUCAAACCUCAAGUUCAACACCCUCAAAAUUAUGUGCCGUGUUUUGCUAAUCAAUUAUCCCCUACAGCUCCAAAUAAUUUUAAAAAAUCACCAAACCAAAAUGGCUCAAACUUUCAAAUGCCAACAGGAAUAACGAAUAUGGGGACUGUUCCACAUGUUGGCUCAUCUUUGCAACAAUUUUUUUCUCCAAAAAAGAAGAAACAAUCUAAAAAGGAUAAAAAUGCUGGUGGACGUCCGCCUCUUACAAAAGAAGAUAUUGGAGCUCCAACUGGCUUUGAGCAUAGAGUGCAUAUUGGUUGGGAUGCUUUGAGUGGUUUUAACAAUGAAAGUCAAGGUGCCCCAAUGGAUGAAACAGUUCGUCGAUUACUUUGUGAAAUUGGACACAAUCCUGGCGAAAUGAAAAAAAGCGAAUUAAAAUUUGCUCAAAAAUUUAUUAAUAAUUAUAAUGUUGAACAACUACAAGCAGCAAAGCCUUUACAAAAUGAUUUUAAUAAUUUUAAUUUGAAUAAUAAUAAUAAUAGUAUUGUUGUUGGUCAAGUUGUUAAUCAACAUCAACAGACUAGCUCAAAUCCACCGCCUCCAAUUUUCACAAAUUCAAAUUAUCCUCCACCACCACAACGUAUUCAAGGGGCUUCUUUGAGCAACAAUAUUAUUGUUAAGCAACAACAGAAUGCUUCAACACCAGUUAUUUCACCUCCUCGUCCUCAAAAUUUGCCUACAAAUAAAAAUAUAAUUCAGCCACCAAAGUUAAAACCGCCACCUCCACCUGUUCCGCCUGUGGUUAAAGAGUCAUCUCCACCGCUUCAAAAUGCUAUGGAUAAGAAUUCAUCAGCGCCGGGGGGACCACCUCCGCCUCCUCCUCCUCCACCGCCAUGUCCGCCUCCACCGCCAUCUUUACUUUCAAAACAAUUUUUGAGAGAGAACAGUAAUGCAGAAAAUAUACCCAAAAAUCAACAACAACUUCAAGCAGCUCCUCAUCCUCCACCACCCCCUCCUCCACCACCGCCAAUUGAUAAUAAAGCAAAUCUUCUUCAACAAAUUCAACAAGGAGCAAAUUUGCGUAAAGUUGGAUUUCCUCCAGACGAUAAAAAGCCUGUGCCUACAAAUCCUCCAAAUUUGAGGGAUAGUAUGAUGGAACAAAUUAAGCAAGGAACAAGUUUGAAACAUGUUGAUCAAGCAACGGUUGAACAAAAUCGUCGUUCUGGUGGUGGAUUACAAGAUUUUGGUGGAAUUGCGGGAGCAUUGGCAAGAGCUUUAGAGGAAAGGAGGAAAAAUAUACGGCCUGACGAUUCUUCUGAUUCUUCAAGCGAUAGUAGUACAGACAGUGAAUGGGGAGAGGAUUCGUAGAGGAGGAAAAAAGUAGUUUCUUUGU
This is a messenger RNA of Meloidogyne enterolobii, 2009 nucleotides long. NCBI's taxonomy places the organism in Eukaryota, Metazoa, Nematoda, Chromadorea, Rhabditida, Meloidogynidae. The record is from the annotation of a GenBank genome assembly.